Molecule: messenger RNA, 1554 nt
Organism: Formica exsecta
Lineage: Eukaryota; Metazoa; Arthropoda; Insecta; Hymenoptera; Formicidae
Gene: slow
Exons: 9
Coding region: 258-1517 (419 amino acids)
Biological process (GO): anatomical structure development
Cellular component (GO): extracellular region; cell surface
Molecular function (GO): calcium ion binding; signaling receptor binding
Source: RefSeq, a predicted model, not a curated record
GACGGAGAAAGAAGGAGACUCAUGGUGGGGUUGGUUCACCAGCAGCUCUGAAACACGUGGGCCUCGCUUCGUGUGUCUCGUUCGGUAGUGCUCUCAGUAGUGCUCUCAGCUGCUCGUAGAGGAUCUCGCACCGGAUGUCCGUCGCGAAUUUAGCGCGUCCACCGCGACCGUCGAGAAUGUGACGGCUCGUACAUUGUCGUUAUCAGGACAUCGCGCGAUUGUCAUAAACACGAUAGUCUUUCGAAGAGCCGGACGCGAUGGCCCUGAAGAUACUGCUGGCAUGCUUGUUUAUCGCCGCCACGGCGAGCUCCGCUCCAUCGUCUCCGGAGGAUCAUCAUCGGUUGCCCUCGCACAGCCACAGAGUCGUUUGGCCAGUCUGGUAUCGCGAUAGACUUCUUCAUGCCAGACACGAUCGCCCAGAUGACGAACACAGUGUCGUCCGAGAAACGACCACUACGAGGGGUCCAUGGACACCGUUGCGGCCGCAGGUGUCAGCGACGAGAUCACCGCAGCAGAUAAACUCGGUAUCGAGGCAUCAUCAUGUGGAGCAUAAAUUGGGUGUUGUGACGAUAGCGGAGCACGGUGGUACCAGGGCUACAGCGUAUGCGGGUUAUCACGACAAUCAUCGGCAUCAACCGAGAGAGGCCGUCACGCAGAGCUAUCAGCUGGUUCCGACAACAGCUCCCACGUACACCAGAUAUCAUACGGGGAGACGAGUGUGUGCGAGACAAGCUCCUAUAACGUCUCAUCAUCAUCGGGGGAAACAAAUUAGAUUAGUGUAUACCGAGGUGACAUCCAAUUUUUUUUGCUGCCCGGGAUGGUCGCAAGUUACUCAUUUGAGUUUUGGUUGUAAUAAACCCACGUGCCCAGCGCUAUGUCUGAAUGGUGGAAUUUGUACCUCGUCUGGUAAAUGCACGUGUCCUAAGGGUUAUACUGGCAAUCAAUGCCAGACAGACGUGGACGAGUGCGCGAUAGAAAAACCGUGCGGACAACUUUGUAUAAACGUACCCGGUAGCUAUCGAUGUCAUUGUAGAACCGGGUUUCAACUUCAACAAGAUGGCCAAUCCUGUCGGAGGAAUGAUACUGAUGAAAACGCCUUUGAAGCCCGCGAUUUGGAAAACGAUUUUCACGACGUGUUGACAACAAAAGAUCCGAUGUCUUCUCAUGAUACAGAAAACGAGGUGAGCGAUGAUGACCAAGAUUACGAGAUCAUCUUAAAGAGAUUAACUAAACUCGAAAAGCAAGUGGCCAAAAACAGAAAGAGAGAUACGGAGGCUUCCGAGAUGAACACCAAAGUCACAUUAGCAAUCGACAGCAUCAACGAGAUGAAGAUAACUGUCGAGAACGUGCAACUAAUGCAACAGGAAGUAUAUGAUAUGAGAAGCAAAAUGAAACAGUACGAGGCAGAAGUGAGAAAAAUACAUCAUCUGAUGAAUCGCGUCGCGGAAUUAGAAAAUCGUCUGAGAAUACGCUGCAGAUCAGCGAUACCAAUAAAUAGCGGGUCGUUGAACUUUUAGCAUUGCUACAGCGUCAUUCUAUUAUCAGUACUAUUUA